UAUUACCAACAACCACAGUUGGGCAUUGGGUCAGUGUGAUCAUGGGGAGCUAGAAGAAGAGCGUGAAGGGAAGCAAUGGCUAAAGCGUUCCUCCAUGGUAGUAGAUGAUCUUCAAAAGCAAGUGAUGGACAAAAGGCUUCUGCGGACAAUUCCCUACUAUGUCACAUGCCAGACAACGUCAGAAUUGGAAUCAUUCAACAAUCAUCUUUUGAUCUAUGCUCCAAAGCGGAAUGCUUUAAGGACUCAGCUUGCAGACAAGGAUGGAAAUCUCAGGUGGAAAAGAAGCUUCUCUAAGGCAGCAAACAACUGGUCUGUAAAACCUGUCAAGGAAGUCAAACAGUACAAGUACAUUCCAGACCUCCUGACCAAGAUUGCAGGCGUGUACCUUGCAGGGGAAGACACCUUGCGCUCGGCUGUAAAAGUGGACCCCCUAGACCCUCGCCGAAUUUCUGCACAUAUAGCAACAAUCUCUCCAAAACCUCAAAACCAACGAAGAUAA
Dreissena polymorpha is the source of this 499-nucleotide messenger RNA. RefSeq lists its product as uncharacterized. Lineage: Eukaryota; Metazoa; Mollusca; Bivalvia; Myida; Dreissenidae. The transcript has 4 exons. The coding region runs from base 95 to 499 and encodes 134 amino acids. The record is from RefSeq and is a predicted model, not a curated record.